This is a messenger RNA of Gongylonema pulchrum, 501 nucleotides long. NCBI's taxonomy places the organism in Eukaryota, Metazoa, Nematoda, Chromadorea, Rhabditida, Gongylonematidae. The record is from the annotation of a GenBank genome assembly.
AUGUAUCACAAUGUACUUUAUAGUAUACUUAUAACGUAUUUAAUCUAUAAUGUUGAUCUAGCAGCACUGGAUACAUGCCAAUAUUCAACAGCAACAUUUGGUGCACUGCUGGACUCUAUCCAAAAAGCAGUUGAUCAACUGUCGCUGGGUAAUUUCUCGAAUUUGCAUCAAUGGGUCAGUUCGCUGGAUGCAAAAAUUGCGGAAAAACUGGCUGCUCGUGUGGAGGAAGCAAUUCGCCUGUGGACUGCUGUACUUGCACGUGAUGAGGUUGAUGAUGAGAUCGAGGACAAAUCGCUGUUGCCGGUGCUGCAACCAGUUGUGUUGGAGAUGCGCGUUACCUCACAAGUGAUGUAUGUUAGCCCAAGCAUCGAACAAGCUCGUGCCCACCUACUCGAUCAGCUGUUCGCUUGGCAAUCAGUAAUCACAAAUCAACCACGUAUUUCCAGCACACGUUUUCAGGUUAUUAACAAUUUUUUGCCCAAUUUUUUAGAAAUUUUUUGA